CUAACGUCAGGACAUUUCGACGACGACCUUUGCAAGACUGUGACACGCCAGCCAGCUUGGACCGCUGGCUCAAGCUCAAGAUUUAACGAUGCUCUUGCCAUGUUUUGCCGCGCUCUACCUUGCAUUUUCCCUGUUCAGCGCGUUUCCUUGCGUGUCCGGCGCAGCCGACACGAAAGUGAACAAUAGGACUAUCGAGAGGACUGUUCAACUACGAACGCAUUCGAUACAUCCUCCGUAUAUUGACGAAGAUUUACAAAAUCGAUGGUGGGAUUUUGGGGCGGACGCAUACAUUAACACCAAUAAACAUAUUCGUCUUACGCGAGCUGUCCCAUCCCAAAUGGGAUGGUUAUGGUCGCGUCUGCCAUUAACGGCGUCCAACUACGUUAUUGAGAUUGAAUUCAAAAUUUUUGGCGAUUCCACACAUUUAUAUGGCGAUGGUAUGGCUAUAUGGUUAACAAAAGAGAGAACACAGCCAGGACCUGUCUUCGGAAGCAAAGACAAAUUCGAGGGUUUGGGUAUCUUUUUGGACACCUACGCGAACUCAAGGCAUCCUUAUGGUUUCCCUCGUAUUAUGGCCAUGCUGGGUGAUGGGAAGACCGAGUAUGACCAAGCUCAUGAUGGCGAUGCAAACAGCCUUGGAUCGUGUUCGGCUAUGUUCCGGCGCACGAAUGCCGUGACGAAAUUGAAGAUUAUAUAUGUGAGAGACACAUAUCUCGACGUUAAGGUUCAGUAUAAAGCAUGGGAUGAGUGGACUAACUGUUUCCGCGUCGACGGCAUCAGCUUGCCCAAAACACCAUUCCUUGGUAUGUCGGCACUCACCGGAGAGGUAUACGAUGCACACGAUGUGAUAUCAGUGACCACGUGGUCCGCGAUCCUCUCUUCGACAGAUGCUCCACUAGACAAGCUCGACUCAGGAAGCUUCUUCUCGCGCCGACCAUCAGGUCAACGAACUUGGUCCGGCUUUUUUGUCAAAGUCCUCCUCUUCGUGGGCGUGUGCAUCGGGGCGGCAUAUGGAUACAAAGCGUACAUGCUCAGAUCCAGAUUUGGCGGCUUUGGGACUAGUGCAACGCCAACGUUUGGUGGAUUUGGAGAUGGGUAUGGGUACAGCAACCAGAGACGGUUUUAGUCGGACGCCUCACAUGCAGGUUUCAGUGUUGCAUUUUCGAUCACGCGUAUAUUAAACCUACCUCCUUCCUUUAUUUAACAUCUCCUUGUACCUCCCGAUGCACUUCGGUAUCAUGCCAUC
Molecule: messenger RNA, 1246 nt
Organism: Pisolithus orientalis
Lineage: Eukaryota; Fungi; Basidiomycota; Agaricomycetes; Boletales; Pisolithaceae
Product: legume-like lectin family-domain-containing protein
Exons: 12
Coding region: 89-1126 (345 amino acids)
Biological process (GO): endoplasmic reticulum organization; endoplasmic reticulum to Golgi vesicle-mediated transport; Golgi organization
Cellular component (GO): COPII-coated ER to Golgi transport vesicle; endoplasmic reticulum membrane; endoplasmic reticulum-Golgi intermediate compartment
Molecular function (GO): D-mannose binding
Source: RefSeq, a predicted model, not a curated record